This is a messenger RNA of Paramecium octaurelia, 1668 nucleotides long. NCBI's taxonomy places the organism in Eukaryota, Ciliophora, Oligohymenophorea, Peniculida, Parameciidae. The record is from the annotation of a GenBank genome assembly.
AUGAAAUAAGCUACGAUUUUCUUGUCUGCAGCUUGUCCUUCAACAGAUGUGCACUUGGCACGUGUGAUGUCAACCAUUAAGGGAGCCAAACCAGAUACUGAAUUCCGUUUUGUUGGUAUUGGAGGUCCUUAAAUGGGUCAUGAGGGAUUAGAAACAAUUGGAGUUGAUUAUCAUGAAUUCCAAUACAAACCAUUCUUCCCAUUCAGAAAUUUCUAUAGAUUGGCGUACACUCUAUUGCUAAGUUAGUACUGAGAAUGCAAUGCAUCCAGUCCAUAUGUACAAGAGAUGGAUCAAUAAAAAAGUCUUGAAUAAACUUGAUAAGUAAUACUUCGAAAUUGUUUAACAUUACCAACCAUCAGCAUUCUUGAAUUUCGAAAAUGAAUUCUUCAUGAUUCAAUUCUACAAGAAAUUAAGAGAGUCCUAUCGCCACUUCAAUCGCAUUUGUCCUCCCACAUUCCAAUAUGGUUUGACCCAUAAAGAUUAACCACAAUAUGGUUAAAAGUAUGUAGAUCAUUGGUUCACCAGAACUCCAUUGAGACAAGUACAAUAUCAUAAAUAUCUAAUCAAAGAGCAAUUGGGAGAAAUUCACCUUCCCUCACACAUAAGUAGGACCAGAUGGACUUUAUAGAGCAUUCAGACAUCUCCUGUCCAACAGUCCUCAGUACAAGGAUUUGGUCACUAGUGAUACCAUCUAUCUCCCAGGAGGUGAAUUCUUCAGAUUUGAUGACUUCCUUGCUGAUAGAGUCAAUGAAUAAAGAAAGACAUAUAGAUAAUAAUAAAAUAUCGGAGAUCAGGAAUUACUCAUUUUUGUUGCAGGUGGUAAUACAUCAAAAGAAAUACCAUUCUGUCUCAAAACUGUUGCUGAGGGUAUCUCAAGAUUCCUCAAACUUGAUGAAAUGAAGAACUACCCACCUGAUCAAAUCAAAAUCAUAGUGUCAGUCCCAGAGUUUGUUGAACACAAAGACAAAACCAUCAAAACUAUCAAUUCCUUAAAAUGGCCAGCCAAAGUCAUCCAAGUCUAAACUGAAUCUGAAAAAUUCUCAGCCCUCGCUGCCUCUGAUAUCGGUUUAGCUUGCAAUGGAUAAAUUGUUGCUGAAUGUGCUGCAUUCCAAUUACCAACUGUAAACAUUCUAUCCCUAUCUCAUAGAUCAUCCUUGAUCCUAAACCAACUAUCUAAAUGUAUUACACCUCCCUCUACAAUGGCAUCGACAAUGACCUCAAUAUCGCAUACAAUGGAAUCGUCUAUCCGUAAUACUCAUCUUCAUUAUAAUUAGAGAAUUGGUCAUGUCCACAAUCCCAAAUAAAAUUGCUUACUCUUUAUUAGAACAUUAUCAAGAUCCUAAACUCAGAUAUUUCUAUGCUAAAUAAUAUGCUCCCGUCUUACAAAAGACCUUAGCCAAAUGUCAAUCUGCAGUCCCCACAGAAUUAGUAUCUUAUUCAUAAAUCUUUCUAGGCAAAUAGAUUCAAUAGUGUCUAAUUAACUGGCUACAGUUCUGCCUAUCAAGUCAUUGCCAAUACAGUCUUGAAAGCAGCCCAAGUCUAUGAACACAUCCACUAAUAAAGUAAUUUUACUACUUAGUAAAAUGAAAACUUAAGAAUUGAAGCUAUGUAAGGUUUGGGAUGGGCUAAAGGAUUAUGAAACAUAUAGUCACAUUUAUAAAUCAAAAC